Molecule: messenger RNA, 6623 nt
Organism: Coccinella septempunctata (seven-spotted ladybird)
Lineage: Eukaryota; Metazoa; Arthropoda; Insecta; Coleoptera; Coccinellidae
Product: myosin-VIIa-like
Exons: 13
Coding region: 140-6433 (2097 amino acids)
Cellular component (GO): myosin complex; cytoskeleton
Molecular function (GO): ATP binding; protein binding; cytoskeletal motor activity
Source: RefSeq, a predicted model, not a curated record
CUACAUGCAAAGGGACGCUGAUAAAGGAUAACACUUUAUGUUUUUUAUCUGAUAAACUUCCAUCAAUCCUCAGAUGUGAAAAUGCUCAAGUGAAAAUAGUAUUUCCGAAAAACAAGGGGAAAUUAUAAGAAAAAACAAUAUGGCCCUCAAUUUUGUUGUCGGAGACAACGUUUGGGUUGGCUCUAGCAACAACGGAGAGUUUGAAGUACCGAUUGGAGCCAAAAUAACAUCCAUAGAUUCUAAGAAAGCGAGGGUAAUAGACGACGAUGGACUUGAGGUUACCGUACCAACUGGUCAGAUCCUCAAGCAAAUGCACACAUCAAGCAUUAAGGGUGUUGAAGAUAUGAUAAAUCUAGGAGAUCUCCAAGAGUUCUCUAUUUUGUCAAAUCUCCACAAGAGGUAUAAACAUCAACAGAUAUACACCUAUACUGGAUCGUUAUUGGUUGCUGUCAACCCUUAUGAAAUUCUACCAAUCUAUACAAAUGCCAUCAUGAAUCAGUAUAAAGCUAAGAAAUUCGACGAACUACCACCUCAUAUCUUCGCCAUUGGGGACAACAGCUACAGCGCGAUGAAAGGAAACAAGAGCAAUCAAUGUAUUGUCAUCAGUGGUGAAAGCGGCGCAGGUAAAACCGAAAGCACCAAAUUGAUCCUGCAAUAUUUGGCCUCAUCGAGCGGAAAACACAGCUGGAUAGAGCAGCAGAUUCUGGAGGCCAAUCCCAUACUGGAAGCGUUCGGUAACGCCAAAACGGUCCGUAACGACAACUCUUCACGAUUCGGCAAAUACAUAAACGUCAAAUUCGACGAGAACGGAGUCAUAGAAUGCGCGGAAAUAGAACAGUAUCUGCUCGAAAAGAGCAGAAUCAUCUCGCAGAACGAGGGCGAGAGAAACUACCACAUCUUCUACUGUCUCUGCGCCGGUCUCGGCAAAGACGAGAAGAAAAAAUUCGACAUCGGAGAAGCGUCCUCUUACAGCUACCUGAACGGGGGGAAAACGCUGAAAUUAGACGGCGUCGACGAAGUGGAAGAAUUCACGAGCAUCGUGAACGCCAUGAAAGUCCUCAAUUUCGCCGAAGAAGAAAUUUCCGGUAUUUUCCAGAUUUUGGCCAGCAUCCUUCACCUCGGCAAUUUGAAAUUUAAACCUGGAUCCGCGUCCAACUCCGAUUCUUCGGAAAUAAACGAUACCGCAGCCGCGGAAAAAGUCGCCAAAUUACUCGGUACCAAUAAGAACGCACUGAACGCAGCCCUAACCAAAAAAACCAUCUUCGCUCACGGCGACACCGUACGGGCAAACCUAUCCAAAGAACAGGCGGCGGAAUCUAAAAACGCCUUCGUAAAAGGCGUCUACGGUCAGCUGUUCGUGAAAAUCGUCGAGAAGAUCAACACGGCCAUAAGCAAAUCCAAGGCAACCUCGAAAUUAUCCAUCGGCGUGUUGGACAUUUUCGGAUUCGAGAAUUUCUCGCGUAACAGUUUCGAGCAGUUGUGCAUCAAUUACGCGAACGAGAACCUGCAGCAGUUCUUCGUCCACCACAUCUUCAGGCUGGAGCAGGAUUAUUACACGUCGGAGGGCAUCUCCUGGAAGAGCAUCGCUUUCGUCGACAACCAGGAAGUGCUGGAUCUGAUAGGGAUGAAAUCGAUGUGCGUCAUGUCGUUGAUCGACGAGGAGAGCAAAUUCCCGAAAGGCACCGACAGGACUAUGCUGGACAAGCUUCACUCCAAUCACCAGAGCAAAAAGUUUUACGUAAAACCCAAGUCGGAAAGGACGCCCUCUUUCGGGAUUCAGCACUUUGCGGGAGUCGUUGUUUACGACGUCGAUGGUUUCCUGGAGAAAAAUCGUGAUACUUUCAGCCACGACUUGAAGCAGCUCGCCUUAUCCUCCACAAACGAGGUGUUGAAAACGUUAUUCGAUGACGACACCAAAGCGACUAGCGGUAAAAAAAUGGCGACGUUGUCUACGAAAUUCAGGAGCUCCCUGGAUAUACUGAUGAAAACUCUGAAUUCUUGUCAUCCGUUCUUCGUGAGAUGCAUCAAACCGAACGAGCAGAAACAGCCCAAGAUUUUCGACAGGGCGCUCUGCUGUCGUCAGCUCAGGUACUCGGGCAUGAUGGAAACGGCGAAGAUACGACAGGCCGGUUAUCCCAUACGCUACACCUACAAGGAGUUCGUCGAUAGAUUCAGGUAUUUGGGAAAGGCGAUUUCACCUUCCAACAAGGGCGACUGCAGGCAAUCCACCCAGAAGAUCUGCGGGUCGGUCUUCGUCAAGGGCGAAGAUUUUCAGAUGGGACACACGAAGUUGUUCUUGAAGCAUCAGGACAACGAGUUUUUGGAGAAGAGCCGCGCCGAGAUCCUCGCCAAGUACAUCGUGGUCUUGCAGAAAGCCAUACGGGGAUGGUUGUGGAGGAGGUGGUUCUUGAAGCAGAGAGAAGCCGCCAUUGUGUUCCAGAAAUAUUGGAGGGCUCGAGGAUAUAGGCAACGAUACUUGAUCAUCCGAAACGGAUAUCAGAGACUGCAGGUUCGCGUCAAGGUGCGUGAACUCAACUUCGAAUACAUGAAGUUGAGGAAGAAGAUCAUAGGACUCCAAUCGUUCUGCAGGAGAUACUUGGCGAGAACCCAUUCGCAAUUCGGGAAGAUUUACGAGGCCGUCCGGCAGAGAAACAUCGACGAGGUGUCGCUGAAACAGUCGGGCAACAAAAACUACAAACAGCUGGCCGAACAGAAGAUGAAAGAGAGACUGCAAGAGUUGAACAGGGAAUACGCCCUCAAAGAACGACCGACCGACGAAACGCCCAACAAGUUCAUCGACGACAAAUUCAAGUUCCUGGAGAAUCUCAGCGAAUCCAGCGACACCGAAGAGGCCAGAAAAUUACUGGAAGAAGUCCACGAGUCCCACGAGAUGAAAGAAAGCGAAACGGAAGAGGAUCUUUCCGGAUACACCUUCGGCAUAUUCGCCGCGACGUAUUUCGUCAAAAACACCAGCCCCAUCUACUCGAAGAAACCGCUCAAAGAAGCCCUCUUGGAACUGCCGACGCCGGACGACGUCCUGGCCGCCCAGGCCAUCUUCGUCAUGAUCCUGAGGUUCAUGGGCGACGCCCCCGAGCCCAAAUACGAAAACUCCACGAGGAUCAAGGAACCGGUGAUGAACAACCUCAUGGAGACGCUCGGCAGGAGUUUCGUCAACAGGAAGGAGUACAAACAAAUCUUGAAACACGAGGAAAAAAUGGCCACGAUGACGAAGAUGCAGCGGCAGAAGCUCAUCAGCAUGACCUUGAAGAGGAAACAUAAGCUCCUGGAGGAUUUGAGACAAGGUCUCGUGGAAGAUACGUUCGCUUCGGAAAAUUACAGGGAAUGGAUAAACAGCAAGAGGACUAACAAUUUGGAAAAGAUUCAUUUCAUAAUUGGACACGGCAUCUUACGACCGGAGUUGAGAGACGAGAUAUACUGCCAGAUUUGCAAACAGUUAACCUCCAAUCCCAGCAAGGUGUCCAGGGCGCGCGGCUGGAUCCUGCUCGCCCUCUGCAUAGGAUGCUUCCCGCCUUCCGACAAAUUCAUCAACUACCUCCGGGCGUUCAUAAGGGACGGUCCCCCGGGUUACAGCGCUUUCUGCGUGAAAAAAUUGGAACGCACUUACCAGAACGGCUGCAGGACCGAACCGCCCAGCUGGCUGGAACUGAUGGCCUCGAGGGACAAGCAACCGAUACGCGUCCAGGUCACCUUCAUGGACGACCACGUCGAGGGUCUAAACAUCGAUUCUUCCAGCGUCGCCAGAGAGGUUUGCGGCGAGAUCUGCAAAAAGUUGGGACUGGUGGACACGUUCGGCUUCUCUCUGCUGAUUUCGAUAAGGGACAAGAUCAUGUCGAUAGGCAACGGGGCCGACCACGUGAUGGACGCCAUAUCCCAGUGCGAACAGUACGGCAAAGAAGUCGGGGAAAACGAAAAAUCCGCCACUUGGAAACUGUACUUCAGAAAGGAGAUCUUCACCCCCUGGAUGCACUCCCCCGAGGACGACGUCGCCAACAACCUGAUUUACCACCAGGUGGUACGCGGCCUCAGACACGGCGAGUACAAGUGUCGAAACGAAGGCGACUUGGCCACUCUGUUGGCCACGCAGUAUUACGUCGAUAACGGGCACCAGUUCAACCAGAAGAUCCUAGAUUCCAGACUGGGAGAGUACCUGCCCACGUACCUCAUCAAAACGGCCAAUAACGAUUUGAACGCGUGGAAGGCCAAGAUUAAAGACGCUUUCUUCCUGUUGUCGUGCGUCAAGCAGAAAGUACCGCCGGAGAAAGCCAAGGAAACUGUGGUGAAAUUCGCCAAGAUCUCCUGGCCCAUACUGUUCUCCAGGUAUUUCGAAGCUGUUCAGGUUUCCGGACCGGAGUUGGACAAGAAACAUUGCGUGAUCGCCAUCAACAGCACCGGCAUUUACAUGAUAGACGACCAAGAACAAAUCCUGUUAGAACUGACCUUCGCCGAAGUUUCCUCCGUGAGUUACGAACCGACGAACCGUCCCGUUCUUCAGAGGAUGCACCUGUGCACGGCGAAGAACGAAGAUUACGUUUUCGACAGUUCAGAGGGAAAAGCAAUGGCUGAACUGAUUCAAGAGUUGAUCGAUGGGCUUAAGAAGCGUUCUAGAUAUCUCGUGGCUGUUGAGGAUUUCAGACAUCCGACCAACGCCGAGUCUUUCAUCUCUUUCAGGAAAGGGGAACUUAUUGUUCUGGUGAAUAGUACCGGGCAGGACGUGAUGAACAGUUCUUACGGUUAUGGGGAAUGUAAUGGCGCCACUGGCGAUUUCCCCACGGAGUUCGUACACAUUCUGGCGUGUCUCAGUCAACCGAAACCCGAGGUAUUAGCGGCGUUUAAGAGGAAGGGCGUCGUAACGGAAAAGGUGGUCCACCAAGAGAUAACCCAAGCGCAGAUAACCAGGGCGUACACUUUGGCGUCUUACGCCGAGGACCAUUUCAGAUCCAACAGAAGGAUGACGCAGCGAAAAUCGGUUCUUGUGGCUGUGAGGAGAACCUCCGGUAACGAGCUCUGGAGGUACAGCAACGAACCGAUGCAUCAACCCCUCCUCCAAAAACUAACCGCCAACGACGACCUAUCAAGGCAAGCCUGCUCCUCCUUCACCGCCAUCUUGAAGUACAUGGAAGACCUACCGGCGCCCAAGGCCAGGUACGCCACCGAGUACACUGACGAAAUAUUCGAACCUCCGCUGAAUCACGAGGCUUUAAGGGACGAGAUCUACUGUCAAAUCGCGAAACAGCUGACCUUCAAUAGGCUGAUGAAGAGCGAGGAGAAGGGAUGGGAACUGAUGUACCUGGCGAGCGGCCUGUUCGUCCCCAGUCAGAACCUGUACGGCGAACUGAAGAAGUUCCUCAAGUCCAGAACGCACCCCUUCGUCGAGCCCUGUCUGCAGAGGCUGCAGCGGACGCUGAAAGUGGGGCCGCGUAAACACGCGCCCUACGCGUUCGAGGUGGAGGCGAUCCAGAACAAGAGCCUUCAGAUUUACCACAAGGUUUACUUCCCGGACGACACGGACGAGGCCUUCGAGGUGGAUUCGAUGACCAGGGCUUCCGACCUGUGCAGGGAGAUUGGACGCAGGUUGGACCUGCGGGACGUGGACGGGUACAACCUGGUGGUGCACGUCGAGAGGAGGGUGUUCAGCAUGCCGAACAACGAGUUCUUUUACGAUUUCUUGCACGAGAUCAUGGAUUGGUUCAGGAAGCAGAUGCCUAAUUGGAACAGUGCGGCAAAUGUUCAGGUUGACUAUAACGUCUUCUUCAUGAAGAGAAUAUGGAUGAACGCGAUUCCCGGGAGAGAUCCGGUAGCGGACGAGAUGUUCUAUUACCCCCAGGAAUUGCAGAAAUACCUCCUGGGUUUCCAUAAGUGCAGCAAACAGGACGCGAUCAGAUUGGCCGCUCUCGUUACGAGGGUGAAAAGUGACAAAAUCAACAACAAUAUACAAAAGAUCAACGAGAACUUCCUCAAGGAAAUAAUACCGAGAGAUUUGCUGAAGGCGUGUAGCGUGAGAGAAUGGAGAAAUUCCAUCGCUGACAAGUACAAUUCGGAAUUGACGGUGGAAAAGGCGAAACUGGAAUUUUUGAAAAUCAUAUACGAAUGGCCCACAUUCGGAUCUACGUUCUUCGAAGUGACGGAAAAUGGCAGGAGCCAAGAGAAGAGGGUCGUGGCCAUCAAUAAAAACGGCAUUAAUAUCAUCCACCCCGAAACUAAGGAUAUAAUUGAAACUCUGGAAUACUCUGAACUCAACAACUGGUCUUCGGGCAACAACUAUUUCCAAGUUAAAUCUGGAAAUUAUGUUAAGAGUAGAAAACUCCUUUUCAACACUUCGGUGGGAUACAAAAUGGAUGAUCUCCUAACUUCAUACACUGAAUACUUGAAAUGUAUCGCUCCGAAAAAUGUAAAUUUGGAAUUCUUUCCAUGAAGCUUCCACUGGUUAAGUAUUGGUAGCUUCACUUUAUUUAUAUUUAAUUAUAAGAGAUUAUCUAAAAGAAUAAAUCAAUGGCAUAUCUAAGAAAGUAUAUUUCAAGUAGUAACAAUAUUUGAGAUGUUAACAUUAUUCUGCCCUACAGCUUCAACACUGGAAACAAAUAAAAAAAACAGUUACAGAAGUA